Messenger RNA from Corvus hawaiiensis (hawaiian crow), 2448 nucleotides. It is a transcript of the gene TRMT6, whose product is annotated as tRNA methyltransferase 6 non-catalytic subunit. The record is from RefSeq and is a predicted model, not a curated record. The transcript is spliced from 12 exons. Gene Ontology annotation, cellular component: nucleus; tRNA (m1A) methyltransferase complex. Gene Ontology annotation, biological process: tRNA methylation. NCBI's taxonomy places the organism in Eukaryota, Metazoa, Chordata, Aves, Passeriformes, Corvidae. Bases 28 to 1635 code for a protein of 535 amino acids.
GGUCCGGCGCGAGCGGCGGCGGCGGCCAUGGAGGGCGGUCCGAGCGCGCGCAUCCGUGAGGGCGACUGCGCCGUGCUCAAGCGGGACGAGGUCUUCAAGGCGGUGUCGGUGCUGCGCCGCAGAAAAAUAACUUUUGAGAAGCAGUGGUUCUACCUGGAUAAUGCCAUUGGCCAUAUUUAUGGAACUACGUUUGAAGUAACCAGUGGUGGAAACCUCCAGCCAAAGCAAGAGGUAGAAGAGACUACCACAGAAACAAAGGAAGCAGGGACAGAUAAUCGUAACAUAGUUGACGAUGGGAAGUCUCAAAAACUGACUCAUGAUGACAUAAAGGCUUUGAAGGACAAGGGUAUUAAAGGACAGGAAAUAGUUCAACAGUUAAUAGAGAACAGCACAACAUUCAGAGACAAAACAGAAUUUGCUCAAGAUAAAUACAUAAAGAAGAAGAAAAAAAAAUAUGAGGCAGUUAUUACAAUCGUGAAACCAUCCACUCGCAUCCUUUCAACCAUGUAUUAUGCAAGGGAACCUGGAAAAAUUAAGGAUUGCACGUUAAUGAAAGAUAAUGUGAUACAGAAAAUGAAUCGAUAUUGCAGCAAACAGGAAAACUCUUUUGCAUGCAGCACCAGCUUUUACCAUUUCUCUGUCACCACCACCUUGCUCAUUACCUAUGCAGGCAGAGGUUCUUUGCAUUUUCAAAGCCACUUGAGAUACGACACCCUAGCUCAGAUGCUGACUUUGGGAAACAUCCACGCUGGCAACAAGAUGAUUGUCAUGGAAACGUGUUCGGGCCUGGUGCUUGGGGCUGUGAUGGAGAGAAUGGGGGGCUAUGGCUCCAUCAUUCAGAUGUACCCAGGAGGAGGACCUGUUAGAGCUGCCACCAGUUGUUUUGGGUUUCCCAAACCUUUCUUUGAUAAUCUCCAUGAAUUUCCUCUCAGCAAAGUGCAGAGUCUCCUGUCUGGGACAUUCACUACGGAGACUCUGCAUGCAGACCCUGAGGAGAAUGCACUGGGGGAAGAGGAAAGCAAUGGAUUGACUGAGGAGAAGCAGACUUCCCUCCAGGAAACAGAGGAGGAACCUGCUCCUGAAGCAGCUAUGGAGAUCAAUCCAACAGAAGAGCAAGACGCCAUGGACGUUAAUGCUGAAGAUGGAGAAUUUAAAGAGAACAAAGAAAAAGAAAAUAAAGAAAAUGUUCGGGAAAAGCAAAUAAAACAGUGGGAGAGAAGGAAAAAGCUGCAGGAAGCUGCUGCUUUGCUGAGAGAGAAGAAUGCUGAUGGCUUAAUUGUAGCCAGCAAGUUUCAUCCCACACCCUUGUUACUUUCUUUGUUGGAAUUUGUUGCUCCCUCGAGGCCUUUUGUUGUCUACUGCCAGUACAAAGAGCCAUUAUUAGACUGUUACACCAAGCUGAGAGAAAGAGGUGGAGUCAUCAACCUGAAGCUGUCUGAAACGUGGCUACGGAACUACCAGGUUUUACCAGAUCGCAGCCACCCAAAGCUGACCAUGAGUGGAGGUGGAGGGUACCUCCUGUCUGGCAUCACUGUUGUCUUGGAUAAGGGCAAAUCUGAUUCCAGUAACUCAGAAGCACUGAAGAUGGAGGAGCCAUCAUCUAAAAGAUGCAAACUUCAAGACCUUCCUUGUUAACGUUUGAAGAACUGACUUGUGGUUUAGAUCUCAGGAGUUUUAGUGAAAUAACAAGUCCUUUCUGUGCUGUUGACAGCACAGGGCUGUGCCUGUCGUGCACCUGUCAGAGAAAGCAGCAGAACUGCAGGGGAGGGAGGACUGGCCUGCUCCUUAGCAGUUCACAUCAUCUGAAUGUCAAGGAAAACCCUUGGGAGCAAACAUCCCACUGAACUCAUAGGAACUUCAAGAAGGAGAAAAGAUCAAGAGAAGACAAAGCCUCAGUGCAGGCAUUCUGUUUGUUUGUUGCCAAAUCUGAAGAUGAGGUAGUUUUUUAAAAGAUUGAGUCAGGAUCAACACAUCCAACUUAGCUUUCCAUUAUCCCAGAAAGGCAUCAGAGGAUUCUCCUCAGGAUCUGCUCCCACUUGGGACAUAGAACUCGGCUCUGUUCAGUAAUUUAAGAAAAGAGAAUGAACAGCAAAAAUCAUACACUUUUUUUUUUUUUCCAAAGGAACAAUAAAAAGAGAAAACUAAUAAUAAACAUGACCUCAUGCUUACAGCAUGACUCCGUGUUUUCCUGAAAUAUAUACAGAAGAGAAAGUGCAUGUUCUUAAAUUAAAAUACUAAAUAUUUAAACAGAAUGUCACUAUUAGUAUUGUCUGUCAUUUUCCUGAGAGCUGCUGUAUGUUUUUAAGACAUUACUAUUUGGAAAACUGCUGUAUGUAUAUAUAUUUAUUCUACUGUUGAAUCUUUCAGAUGUCUGGCUUUUUUAAUUAAUUUUUUUUAACUUUGCAUUUGCCAUUUCAAUUAAACUACAGGGUAUUUUCCCUAAAGAGA